AUGAGGUUACACACUCUUCUGACCGCCUCCUACGGGUUUCCCAAGAUCCUCCCUAAACCUACCACAUCACAUAGGUGCAUUAUGGCUGUGAUCCUGGAAAAACUGGGCAUCUGCAAUGACUUUGUGGUACGGAGGUUCCUGAUCAACGGGGUAUUUCCACCGGGGCCCUGUGACUUGAGCAUCAAGGAAACUCUUUUUGACACCGUGCCGGUGAGGAUCUACCAGUCCAAAACUCCAAGUCCUGAGAAGAGGAGGGGACUUGUGUGGAUUCACGGAGGAGGGGGCAUUUUCGGAGGCUUAGAAAGCCACGAAAGGCUGUGUCGAUUCUUCGCCCAGGAAAGUGCCACCGUAGUCCUAGCUAUCGGGUAUCCCUUGGCACCGGAGCACCCCUACCCAGCUCAACAGCACAGCUGCUAUGUGGCCGUAUUGUACUUUUUGAAGCACGCGGGGGACUUCGGCAUGGACCCUCAGCGGAUCGUAUUGGGUGGGGACAGCACUGGAGGCGCCAUCGUGGCGGCCAUUUCUCAACAACUCGUGCUCAGAGAGGACCUGCCCCAGGUCCGGGCCCACGUGCUCGCUUACCCUUUCCUCCAAGCUCUGGAUUUCAACCUGCCUUCUUACCAGCAAAACCAAUGGGUGCCCCCUUUAUUCAAGACACAGAUCAUCCAUUUUGGCAAGUUCUAUCUCACCAGAAACACCUUGGGUGCUGAUGCAGUGAUGUUCAACGCUCAUGUCCCGGAGAAGCUCAGGAUCAAGUACCAGAAAUGGAUCAGCGCCGAACUUAUUCCGGAAGAAUUUAAAGCCCGAGGUUACGUGCCGUUCGUACCUGGGCGCUUUUCAGAGGCUCUUUUCAAAGAAUGCGCGGCAAUUUUCGAGGCCACGUUUUCACCACUCCUGACGGAGGACGCCAUCCUACGACAGUUUCCAGAGACGUUCCUUUUAACCUGCGAGUACGACAUUUUACGAGACGAAGGCUUGCUGUACAAGAAACGGCUGGAAGACAAUGGCGUGUCCGUCACCUGGCAUCACCUGGAGGAUGGAUUCCACGGGAUCUUGUUACUCCUAGGGUUUGGCCCCCUGGAGUUUCCCGGGACUAAGAGUAGUCUCAAAAGCAUAAUCCAAUUCCUCGAACGGUACUAGAAACCCAACAGCCUCCUUCUCGUGUUUUGUUUGCCUUUCCAGCUUGGUGACCUUGCCUGGUGUGGGUGUGACUGUGUGUGAG
Messenger RNA from Pseudonaja textilis, 1222 nucleotides. The record is from RefSeq and is a predicted model, not a curated record. Lineage: Eukaryota; Metazoa; Chordata; Lepidosauria; Squamata; Elapidae.